Molecule: messenger RNA, 996 nt
Organism: Aspergillus japonicus CBS 114.51
Lineage: Eukaryota; Fungi; Ascomycota; Eurotiomycetes; Eurotiales; Aspergillaceae
Exons: 2
Coding region: 1-996 (331 amino acids)
Source: RefSeq, a predicted model, not a curated record
AUGGCAAAUUCCAACACCGACACCGACACCAACCCCGAUUCUACAUGUUGGGGCAUAACCAAAAGGGUGGGCUGCGAGGCCAUCAACAAGCCUGUAGGCUGGUUUGUAUGGUUGUUCGGUGACAAGUCAAUCUCAGAAGCGCAGAAGAGACUCCUGAAAUCCACCGAUGAUGCAGAAGCCGAGGCUUUCAGAAAGGCACUCUUGAAUGACAACCGAUUGCUUGCGACAAGCGGCUCUAUAAUGAUAGCUGCUAGCGUCGCACUACUUUCGCACACGAGUGCCAGCCAAACGCACCCGGCUACGCACUGUUUCCUCUUAUUCGGCAUCGUGUCCUCUAUACUUGGGGUUCAACAUGCCCUGGAGGAGUCGAGGGUCUUAUCUUUGCUCGUGAAACCAUCGGAUCUGAAAGAUUGGGUGAGAAAAGGAACGCUUCGCGGCGACCGGAACGACACCAAGACCUGGAACAACAGCUUAACCACCCAAAGCCAUGGCCAAGGCCUGAGUGGCCAACAAAUCUCCCAGCAAUCCCCUGGGCACGCGGAGGCUGGAGGAGCCCAAGGCUCAGAGGGUCAAGAGGAGCGCGGUGGUUUGGCGGCGUCGAUCCCGGGCGCAUUUUCAUCUUUCGCGUUCCACUCGGUCGUGGUGGGCUGCCUCGUGCACCUAGGGACGGUUCGCAGUGCAGACGAUAAAACAUCGCCACCUAUGCAGAAAAGGCCACAGUUUCUCGCCUUCAUAAUCGCCCUAGGGAUUGGCUACUUGCUACACAAACUCUAUAGCGUUGGCCUUCCCAAACCUCGCAAUGAGCCUUCCAAUGAGCAGCCAGGCGCAGGGGUGCAGCAGUCAUUGCAACAACAGACCACAGUAAAUCAGUCGUCAUCCCAUCAAGCCCACAAUGCUCACGGCGGAGGCGGAGACGUCGAACCCCCCGCAAGCAAUCAAUCGCAGAGGGCCGAGGUUCAAAGCGUUCAGCCAUCCGAUUCUCGCGCGGAGAGAUGA